UUGUUAUUCAAGCUUGUAACCGUUGAGGAGCAGAAGUUCAUCAGGGAAGAGUUAUAUAACACUGGAAUCUUAAUUGUCUGGGAUCCAGCACCAUAUCAUGCGGAAAUUCAUGAGUGGUACAGAAAACCAGACUACAAGUUUUUUGAAAGCUAUAAAUUGUAUCGUAGUACACAUCCAGAGCAGCCUUUCUAUAUCCUGAAUCCAAAAAUGCAGUGGCAGCUCUGGGAUAUUCUGCAGGAGAAUUCCCUGGAGCAUAUUCAGCCUAAUCCACCAUCGUCAGGAAUGCUUGGCAUCGUGAUCAUGAUGACGCUCUGUGAUGAAGUCCACGUGUACGAGUUUCUCCCUUCCAAACGGCAGACGGACAUUUGCCACUACUACCAGAAGUUUCACGACCGUGCCUGUACCAUGGGAGCUUACCACCCCCUCCUGUUUGAGAAAAACUUGGUGAAGCAUCUAAACCAGGGCACAGAUGAGGACAUCUAUAUUCGUGGGAAAGUCACUUUGCCCGGCUUCCGAAACGUGCAUUGCUAGCCAAUCAGUUUUCAGCGUGUUUAGGAAUUUUUCUGGACUGUCAAAGCACUUUUUAAAUCAGGGUUGUCAGAUUUUUUUUUUUUUUAAGGUCUAAGCACUGGUGUGUUUUGACAGCUCUUCCAUGUCG
This is a messenger RNA of Eurypyga helias (sunbittern), 658 nucleotides long. RefSeq names its product ST6 beta-galactosamide alpha-2,6-sialyltranferase 1 (gene ST6GAL1). The record is from RefSeq and is a predicted model, not a curated record. Bases 208 to 531 code for a protein of 107 amino acids. Lineage: Eukaryota; Metazoa; Chordata; Aves; Eurypygiformes; Eurypygidae. The transcript has 3 exons. Gene Ontology annotation, molecular function: sialyltransferase activity.